GUUCCAAGAUGGCGGCGCGUGUCCUCGCUCGCUGUCUCCGCUCGCAGCAACCUUGGAGCGGCCCGCGGGCCGGGCUGGGAGCCGGGGCCUGGCCUCGAGCUGCCGGCACCGUCACCACCAGCUACUGUCAGCGGGUCUGCAGCCGGCGGCCGCCUCUCCCGGGGCUCACAGCCCAGAGCUACGGGCCAAUUGUACAAACCUGUCGCCAGUAUUCGGAUAUGCCGCCCCUCACGUUGGAAAGUAUUCAGGAACGAGUCCUCUACGUACUCAAACUGUACGACAAAGUCAAUCCUGACAAGCUCUCAGUUGAAUCUCAUUUCAUGAAAGAUUUGGGGCUGGACAGUUUGGAUCAAGUGGAGAUCAUCAUGGCCAUGGAAGAUGAGUUUGGGUUCGAGAUUCCCGAUGCUGAGGCAGAGAAGCUAAUGUCACCGCAGGAGAUCGUCACUUACAUCGCAGACAAGAGAGACAUCUACGAAUAAAUCCCUCCCAGGAAGAGAGUCCCUCCCUGAGCUUGUGCUCGAAGUCUGGUGAGGCGCUGGCGUGUGGGGAAGGGAAGGACACGAGAGCUACUCCCACCCCCCACCCCCACCUCUGAGCUGUUGUUUCGUCAUCCGAUUGCAUUUGUUGUGUGAUAUUUAAACAAAAAAAGUUUAAAAACAUGUCCUAACUCCACGAAUGAAUAAACAUUGU
Messenger RNA from Callorhinchus milii (elephant shark), 690 nucleotides. RefSeq names its product NADH:ubiquinone oxidoreductase subunit AB1b (gene ndufab1b). The record is from RefSeq and is marked provisional. Gene Ontology annotation, biological process: fatty acid biosynthetic process. Gene Ontology annotation, molecular function: acyl binding; acyl carrier activity. Gene Ontology annotation, cellular component: mitochondrion. NCBI's taxonomy places the organism in Eukaryota, Metazoa, Chordata, Chondrichthyes, Chimaeriformes, Callorhinchidae.